This is a messenger RNA of Eucalyptus grandis, 833 nucleotides long. RefSeq names its product auxin-responsive protein SAUR50. The coding region runs from base 85 to 435 and encodes 116 amino acids. The record is from RefSeq and is a predicted model, not a curated record. NCBI's taxonomy places the organism in Eukaryota, Viridiplantae, Streptophyta, Magnoliopsida, Myrtales, Myrtaceae. The transcript has a single exon. Gene Ontology annotation, biological process: response to auxin.
UUCACGCACCUCCUUCUAAUCUUUGUUUUCACACACUCUCCCAUCAAACUUCCGCAGAUAGUGCAAAGGAAAGGAGAAACAAGUAUGGCUCUCGGAAAAUCAAGUAAGCUUUCUCAAACGGCGGUGAUCAAGCAGAUUGUGAGGAGGUGUUCGAGCUUUGGCAAGAACAGGCACGCUUCCGAUCAAGAAGGCCUUCCUCUGGACGUGCCCAAAGGCCACUUCGUUGUGUACGUCGGCGAGUGCAGAAGCAGGCAUGUCGUCCCCAUCGAUUUCUUGUCCAGACCCGAAUUUCAGAGCCUGCUCCAGCAAGCCGAGGAACAAUUCGGGUUCCACCAUGAAGCGGGCUUGACGAUACCUUGUGAAGAAGAAGAGUUCGUGUCUCUUUGCUUUGGCCGCAAGGGAGAGUUACAGUAUCCGAAACCCAGUCGCAGAUAGAGAAAAGGUGGGCAUGGGUUUGGCUUGGCGUUCUGGGUUUAUUUUUCUUCCGUGAUUGGUGUUCGGUUGGGCAGACAUGUGAAUCAACGGUCUAGUUUCAGAAUUUCCUCACGUUGGUGUGGAGUGGAAGGUGUGCCAUUGUACCUACCUACCCUGUGAGAAAACCUAAUUGUACUGAUUUUUGGCACUCUGUUUCCCUUAGUUGAGUGUUUGCUCUCUCCCUCAAAUCCACACCGACAUCCACAAUUAGGUAUACAAAUAGCACCUAACCAUCAGCCAUGUUUGUUAAAGUAUCAUCUAAAUUUAAAGACGUCAUAAAGUUGUUAUGUGUGAAUCUGCGAGUUGAAACUUGUCCACUGUGGAGGUUUCAGGCGUUGAUGGGUAAGAAAAAAGAAAAA